AUGUCAGGAUUCAAGCUGUACACCAACUCUCACAAGCGCAUCUGGGACUUCCUCCACAAGGAGAUCGAACGGCACAAGAGAACCCGUAAGCCAGAAGCUCCCAGGGACGUUAUGGACGUAUACCUGAACGUCCUUGAGUCUUCCGAUACGCAUCCAGAGAGCUUCAGCGAAGACCAGCUAUUGGCCACAUGCAUGGACAUGUUCAUGGCUGGUUCGGAAACCACCAGCAACACGUUAAGCUUUUGCUUUCUGUAUUUGAUUCUGAAUCCGGAGGUGCAGGUGAAAGCUCAAAAGGAAGUCGAUGCUGUGGUGGGGAAGGAUAGAAUGCCAUCAUUGGAUGACAGACCUAAUUUACCUUACGUUGAAUGCGUGGUGAUGGAAUCUCUACGGAUGUUCGGAGGACGAGCCUUCACUGUUCCUCACAGAGCUCUGAGGGAUACUUCUUUAUCAGGAUAUCACAUACCUAAGUCUGGGGACUGUGUGGUUACUUCUAUUCACUCCUCUCUAACGAAUCCUGGCACUCAGAUAAGGAUCACUGUGUUGUCCCUGCAUAUAGCUCUUCCACGUUUCGUGAGCGUGUCCUUCAGACUUGGUUUGUUAGAGGCUGUUUACUCAUCCUUAUUGAGAAAUCUGCAUAUUGAUUCAUUCAAAAAGAUACCGAAUUCCUUGGAGAGCAGUAGCCUGAGAGUAAUCCAUUUCCAACCUAACCUGCCCUAUCCAGGAAAAGAUCUUCUGUUCUUGGGCAGCCCUAUUUUGACAACCAAUCCGAUCUUCAGUCGGUUGGGAUCAAAAGCCUGA
This is a messenger RNA of Phaedon cochleariae (mustard beetle), 798 nucleotides long. Lineage: Eukaryota; Metazoa; Arthropoda; Insecta; Coleoptera; Chrysomelidae. The record is from the annotation of a GenBank genome assembly.